Trifolium pratense (red clover) is the source of this 1000-nucleotide messenger RNA. RefSeq lists its product as uncharacterized. NCBI's taxonomy places the organism in Eukaryota, Viridiplantae, Streptophyta, Magnoliopsida, Fabales, Fabaceae. The transcript is spliced from 3 exons. The coding region runs from base 57 to 728 and encodes 223 amino acids. The record is from RefSeq and is a predicted model, not a curated record.
CGGUUCAUCUCAUCAGUGAACAAUAUAUCAUUUCUCCUGUUUUCUUCCAACAACUCAUGGAGACCUACUACUGUGAUCUCAUCGAUGUUACACCUCUUGGGAACUUUGUAACCAUGUUUUUCUCAAAUCAGAAAUUUGGAGAGGUGGAUCCAAAGUUCAUUCGUGAUUUUGGACAUGAACUUCCUGGACAAUGGAGGAUAAUGGAUUAUCGAUUUGAGCAUCAUGUUGUUACAUACAACAAAGAUGAAAUCUAUCCUCUUCUGACUGACGGAUGGACAAAAAUGAGAGAGGUCUUUGAUCUUCAUAAGAAUGAAGAAAUCCAUUUUGCCUAUCAUGGUGAAGGUAUGUUUGGUAUCACUGCUUCAAGAAGAUUUGAAAGUGAAGAACAAAUUCCAAACUAUCAUAGCCGAUAUACUCGUGGUAAUUGUGCUAGAUUUCAAGUGGAACUCACGCGUGAGAACAUUAGGAAUCCAUAUUUGAGCAUAUGGGAUUUGUUUGCAAUUUUUGUGCGAAAUUGUAAUGUGAAUGUGAUAACUGCUUGCUGUGACAAUGGAACAAAGACUGAUCUUCAAAUUGCAAUUCACGACAAUCCUUUCCCGGUCACUGCUUUAGGACCUGGGUGGUUUGCUUUUUGUCGCAAAAAUGGUUUUCGUGCUGGUGAUGGAUUAUGCUUUAAUUUUUCACUUGUUAACUCUGGUAAUAAUGUUGUGCGCGUUUUUAAAAUCUAAAUUGGGAAAGAUGAUUAAGUUGGAGGAUUGUUGUUGCUGGAAAAAAGGGAGAUUGGAAAGAGAAGUUGCUGGAGGCUAGUUUUAAGUAUGCACUUUUUUAGGCUAGUUUAAAGUUAAUUUAGUUAUUAAUGUUUGUUCUUUAAGAUUUGGAGGAUGAUUAUGUUAGAAUCUUUGUUCUUCUUUAUGUAAUUCAUGUUUAGGCUGAAUGUUUUAGUUUGUUUUUUAUGAUUUGGGUUGAAUUUAUUUUAUGGUCUGUAAUGAAUCAAUCUGGU